AUGAUUGCCACCACCAUCCGCACCCCGCCCGCGGCGACCGACUUUGUCCCCCUCGCCGAGUACCAGUCGCAGACGCCUGCGUCCUUUGUCGACGGCAAGCCGGUGCUGCACCUGCACGUGGCCGGGGCCGCGGCCUCGGCGCCGAAAGAGCAGGUCGCGCGCGGCGUCCUGGCCGUCUUCCCGGCGGAUGCGCCCACCACCACCUCUGGCGAGAACGGCGUCGCCGACGAGGAGGAGCUCGUCGAGCAGCAGGUCGACGUCUACGUCACAUCCGAGAGCUUCAUCAUCUUUAGCCCCGCGGCCGAAGCCGGCGUCUCGAUACCGUACCCCUCCAUCUCGAUCCACGCCAUCAAGCAGCUGCCGUCCUCCUCCUCCGCCGCCGUCUGGAUGCAGCUCGAGCUGUCCGACGGGGGGUCUUCCGAAGACGACUACGCCCUCAUCGAGCUGACCAUCCGCCCGCCAGCCUCCGCCGCCGCCGCCGCCGCAAACACACUCUACGAAGCCAUUGCCGCCUGCUCCAACCUGCACCCCGACCCGGCCGCCGACGAUGAUGACGAAGACGACAACGACGACCGUAUUGUGUUUGAAGGCAGCGUUGAGCACGAGGCGCUCGAGGGCUUCAGCGGCGUGCUGCGCGGCGCGUCCGACGGCAGCCUGCCCCCGCCCAUGCCCGGCAGCGGCGGCUGGAUCACGGCAGACAAUGUCGCCGAGUACUUUGACGAGAGCGGCAACUGGAUUGGUCCUGGGGCCGAGGUUGGCGGCGAGGACGAGGAGGAGCUGGGCGAGGGUGCGGGCCGGACGAGGGCGCGCGACGAGGUCGAGGCGCAGGAUAGCGUCAACGGCCACGACGGGGAAGAGGAUGCCGAGAACAAGCGUCAAAGGGUCGAGUAG
Molecule: messenger RNA, 891 nt
Organism: Cordyceps militaris CM01
Lineage: Eukaryota; Fungi; Ascomycota; Sordariomycetes; Hypocreales; Cordycipitaceae
Exons: 2
Coding region: 1-891 (296 amino acids)
Biological process (GO): mRNA cis splicing, via spliceosome
Cellular component (GO): cytosol; spliceosomal complex
Source: RefSeq, a predicted model, not a curated record